Molecule: messenger RNA, 578 nt
Organism: Colossoma macropomum (tambaqui)
Lineage: Eukaryota; Metazoa; Chordata; Actinopteri; Characiformes; Serrasalmidae
Product: C-C motif chemokine 13-like
Exons: 3
Coding region: 70-366 (98 amino acids)
Biological process (GO): monocyte chemotaxis; neutrophil chemotaxis; cellular response to tumor necrosis factor
Cellular component (GO): extracellular region
Molecular function (GO): CCR chemokine receptor binding; chemokine activity
Source: RefSeq, a predicted model, not a curated record
UCAUCCUGCACUGGACUUCUCUCUCCUCUCCUCAGCUCCAUCUCUCUGGGUGAAAUCUCUUCUGCUAGAAUGAGGACUCUGUCUGCUCUGCUGAUGGUGCUGCUGCUCUGCUCUCUCCAGCAGGUCUGCAGUGGAAUUGAAGGCAUUGACAUUGAAGAUUGCUGUACUAAGCUGACUAAGUUGCGGAAGAUUCCCUUGGCGCGCAUUGAAUCCCACAGGUGGACCAGCAGCGACUGCCCCAUAAGAGCUGUUGUCUUUGAGAUGGAUACUGGAAAGAGCUUCUGUGUGGAUCAUUCCCUGGAUUGGGUCAAAAGUCACAUGAAAGCACUGGACCAGAAAAAAGCAUCUACAGCAUCAAAACUCUAAACAUCCUCCAAACCCUGAAGCUGAUCAUGUGAAGACUGUUGAAUUUUAUAUACAGUACAUUUAUGCAGUGUUUGUACAGUAAAACAGUAAAAUUUUAUGCAUGCAUUUUACUUAUCUACAUAACACUGUGGAACGAGAUGAUCUGUCUAAUAUAUUUACAAAAAUGUAUCAUUUGUAUUUCUAUUUCUUCAAUAAAGGUGAUUUUACUCCAG